This is a messenger RNA of Anoplophora glabripennis (Asian longhorned beetle), 3238 nucleotides long. It is a transcript of the gene dor, whose product is annotated as vacuolar protein sorting-associated protein 18 homolog. Gene Ontology annotation, cellular component: endosome; HOPS complex. Gene Ontology annotation, molecular function: protein-macromolecule adaptor activity. The record is from RefSeq and is a predicted model, not a curated record. NCBI's taxonomy places the organism in Eukaryota, Metazoa, Arthropoda, Insecta, Coleoptera, Cerambycidae. The transcript has 11 exons. Gene Ontology annotation, biological process: endosome organization; organelle fusion; intracellular protein transport. Bases 197 to 3136 code for a protein of 979 amino acids.
AGUGUCAGACUUGUCACUUUUUUGUUUUUGUUCACGUCUUCAUUUGAUUCAAAAAAUUAUAUCAGUCAUUAAUCACUGUAGAUGCUCGUCUUAUCAAUGUAGAAGGGACCAAUACCGUAAAUAUUGGUUUUAUUUUAGAGUAUAUUUGUUUAUCACAAUUACAGUUUUAUAUUGAUAAGGACAAAUAAAAAUCAAAAUGACUUCUAUGUUUGAUCAGUUCGAACAAGCAUUCUUAAGAACAAAGAACAAUAAUAUUAGUACUGCAGAAAUGAGUACAUUAGGAUACAUAAACAUGAUGAUAGAUCAGGAAGUUCCAAUAUUUAGUAAAAGUAAGAAAGAUUUUACACCAUCCGAUAGAAUUACUCACGUUGCUAUUGCCAAUAAACAAUUAGUCGUUGCAAUGGCAAACGGAAUAUUAUUCCGCAUGAAUUUGCAUAACCCACAACAGCAAAGUGAAAUCUCUUUAAUCAAAUAUACAAGCACUUACAGAUUAACAAAUCUAUUCCUGGACCCAACAGGCAACCACUUAUUACUAACAUUUGGCCAGAAAACUUCAGAAAGCGGUCCAGAACUAUUGUAUCUUUCUAGGAAAACAGACAAAUUGAAGACUACAACAAAAUUUCGUGGCAAUGAAUUUACUGCCGUGGCAUGGAAUCAACUUAAUGAUUCAGAGGGUACAACUGGAUCUAUCCUUUUAGGUACAUCUAAGGGGUUAAUAUUUGAAACGGAAAUUGUAUUAGAAGGUGAUAAAUUCUUCACGUCAAGCUUGGAGCAGUAUUGGAGGCAGGUCUUUGACAUAGGAAAAGGCACCAGCAUACCCAUCACAGGCUUGGAAUAUUAUAGAAUUCCCAAUACGGACAAAUACAUCAUCUUCGCCACAACUCCUUCCAGACUGUAUUAUUUUGCUGGAAGAGCGGACAUAGAUGAAAAACCGCUUUUGCAACAAGUUUUUAACAGAUAUUUGAACAUUCCUGAACCUGACACUUAUAUCGAGUGCAAAAGCAGCUUGAGGUACUCCCGAUUGCAAUUCUGGUCUGAAAAUUUGAUGACGCCCAAUUCUUUCGCCUGGAUAACAGAAAAAGGGAUAACAUAUGGAGAGAUUAACCCAUCUACAGAUGAUAAUAUACAAGCAUUAAAAAAUAAAAUUAAAAUUAUAAAUUACCCAAGGCCUUUGUAUGAAGAUUAUGCUGUUUCUCCAAAGUAUCCCAUUGCGAUUGCUUUGACGCAGUUUCACAUUCUUUUAGCCUAUACCGACACUAUUAAGGGCUUGUGUUUGCUGAAUCAAGAAGUUGUCUAUGAAAAUAAUUAUAACGAGGCUUUUGGAAAGCUAGUUAAUAUUAUUAAAGACGUUCGUACAGGCGAUAUUUGGGCAAUAACAGAAAAUGCUGUUUUUCGAUUCAAAAUCACUCGAGAGGAACGCAACGUUUGGCAGAUUUUCUGCAAAAACGAACAGUUUGAUCUAGCGAAAAAAUAUUCCCGAAGUAAUGAGGCGUGCUACAACCAAGUACUGAUAAAAGAAGCCGAUAUGCUGUUUAACAACAAACAGUACGAGUUGAGUGCUCAACGAUACGCUGAAACUCAGUCGAGUUUCGAGGAAAUCUGUUUGAAAUUCAUACAGGUUGACCAACAGGAUGCGUUGAAGUUAUUUUUGAGGAGCAAACUGGAUACAUUGAAGCCACAGGAUAAGACUCAGAUUACGAUGAUUGUUAUAUGGGUCGUGGAGCUUUAUCUGACCAAGUUGGAGGAGAAACGUUUGGAAGGACUUGAACAAAGUGCAGCUUAUGCAGAUAUUCAAAAGGAAUUUGAGACAUUUUUAGCCCUUCAAGAAAUUUCAGAAUGUAUUAAAAAUAACAAGGGCACUAUUUACGAGUUGAUGGCUAGCCACGGGGACAAGAAUAACCUCAUCAAGCUUACGAUUGUAAAUAAAGAUUUUGAACAGUUAAUACGUCAGCACAUAUUUAAAAAUAAUUUCCAUGAAGCCCUAGAAGUCCUCAAGAGCCAGAACAAUUACGAAUUGUAUUAUCAGUUCGCACCGAUUUUAAUUCAAGAGGUGCCUAAACACAUGGUCAAGGUCAUAAUGGAGCAAGAACGGAGAUUGUCGCCACUGAAGCUCCUUCCGGCUAUGGUGUCCUGCAAUGGCGAAAUGCAUGCUGUAGAGGUCAUCAAGUACUUGGAAUUUUGUAUCGACAAGUUAAAAAACACCGAUAAAGCCAUACACAACUUUUUGGUUUCGCUCUACGCGAAGCACGACCCACAGAAACUCAUGGAAUAUUUGAAUUCUCAGGGUCAGGAACUCAGUUUGGUUAAUUACGAUGUACAUUUUGCUUUAAGAUUAUGUCAUGAAAACAAUCUAACGGAGGCAUGCGUCCAAUUGUCCGGGUUGUUAGGUCUCUGGGAGGCUGCUGUGGACCUGGCACUCACCGUAGAUUUGGAAUUGGCAAAGAAGAUGGCUAACAUGUCGCCAGAAACCGAUGCAGAACUGAGGAAAAAGUUAUGGCUUAAAAUAGCUCAAAAUGUAGUGAGCGGAAAAGACGACAUUCAACAAGCAAUGGCUUUCCUGAAGCAGUGUGAUCUGAUAAAGAUCGAAGAUAUCUUACCGUUUUUCUCGGAUUUCGUUACAAUCGAUCACUUUAAAGAUGCGAUCUGUGAUUCCCUUAAGGAAUACAAUCAACACAUUCAAAACUUGAAAGACGAGAUGGAGGAGGCGACUAAGUCUGCCGAACAAGUUAGGGACGAGAUUCAGUCAUUCAGAAACCACUACACGCUUAUAAACAGUUCGGAUACUUGUGAAGUUUGCAAUAUAACUCUUUUGGUAAGGCCUUUCUACAUGUUCCCGUGUCACCACAAAUUUCACACGGAUUGUUUGUUGAACGAGUUGGGUCCAUCGUUAGGUCCUGCUAAGAAAAAUAGACUGGCAGAUCUGGAAAGGCAAUUGAGGAUACUGAAUAAUCAAACCACUGUGGAUAAUUUAAGCACCUGUUCUGCUGGAAUGUCGGCUAAGGAGAUCGUAAAAUCGGAAAUCGAUAAUAUUGUAGCAUCCGAGUGCUUGUACUGCGGGGAGAAUAUGAUUAGGAAUAUCGAUAAGCCAUUUAUCGAGGACUUUGAAUACGAACACAUUAUGAAGGAGUGGCAGUAAUGUUUAUUAUUUAUUUAAUGUUGUAUUAUAAAAUAUGAAGUAUAACUACAGUCAUCGUGUAAUAUACAUGUUUUAUUGAAUAUAUGCAGCGUGAAUAAACAG